CCCAAAAGUUAAAACACCAACAAGCGGUUCAAAGAAUCAAAUGCCAACAUUUUUUCCCUUCGUUUGAAAACUGAUGGGCCAAAGCUUUGUUUACUAGUACUAGCUACCCAGCUUUUCUUCUAGCAGGAACCAUGGACUAUGGUUAGCUGGCUGUCGUGCCAGGCUGGGGACAACUCUAUGGAAGAACAAUGUCGGUUGGAACGGAACUUGCGUCGCUUGGCGUAGGGCAAGCAAUAGUCCAUUGCAACAACUGUGGCACCGAUUUGACCGCCCUUAUCCACAUCGCAUGCUCCGUUUGCGCGGAUUUCGACUUGUGUUUGCAGUGUUUCUCAAGCGGUGCUGAACUCGGCAAUCAUAAGAAACAUCAUGACUUCACCGUACUGGACAACUGUACGUUCCCAGUGCUGGUGAAUGACUGGGGUGCUGAUGAGGAGUUGCUCUUGCUGGAGGCUGUAGAACAACAUGGCAUUGGUAACUGGCGUGCAAUUGCUGAGGCGGUCGGGACUAAAACGGCAACGGAGGUCAAGGAACACUUUGAACAGGUCAACUUGGAAACAUUAGGAUCUCACUUCCUUCCCAAGGACUUCCAUAAAUCGUUCAUGGAAACUGUCGGUGGUGCUGAGAAGGCAAAUGCUGAUGAGCAAUCUCCUCCCACUCCACUCAACAUACCGAUGGAGGAGGCUAAAGAGCUAGGCUACUGGUCUAGACGUGAUGAUUACGACUACGAGUACAUGACCGAUGCUGAGCCACUUGUUUCCAACCUGGAUGUAUCGGUAGCGGAUGAAGGCCUGGAGAGAGAGCUCAAGGUUGAACACAUAUGCGUCUACAACGACCAUCUGAUGAAGAGAGCCGACUUGAAAAAUGCUGCACGGGAGCACCGUCUCUUUCCAUCGCUCCAAGCAGCUGCACCCAAGAAGAAGAAGUUCAAGCGUGAAGAAAAAGAUCUGCAGCCAGUGGCACCAGUCAUUUCUCGGCUGAUAAAACCAAAAGAGUACGAGGAUUUCUUGGAAUCAUUAGCUAAAGAGCGAGCACUGCAGACACAGAUCAAAGAUCUCAUGAGGUAUCGUCGCUUGGGGAUCACAAGUCUGACCGGUUGUGCUCAGUAUGAGGAGAUGUCUUUGCAGAGAGAGGUCGGCAAAGGAACAAAAGCUAGCGGGACGACCGCCACUACUGCUGCUGCCAAUUCCACUACUGCAGAUGGCAAGUCUGUCACGGACACAUCUUCUUCAUCCUUGCAGGCUACUGCAGCACAUACACCCGCCAAGCCGCAAACCUCAAAGAAACUUCGUGCUGUUAUACAUCUAACAAAAACCGCCCAUCUGAAGCGUGGAAAACCCGACAACGAAAGCAAACUCUCGCGAGCUGCCUCUUACCUGACAUCCAAUGAACAAAAGCUUUGCUCCGGACUUGGCCUGUCCCCACCGGAGUACAUUACGGUCAAAACCAUUAUUGUGCGCGAUCAAACUGUACGUAAGUUUGGUGUCAAGGCCAAGCUAAAACACCUGCCACAGCUCUCGUCACAGCAGAAAGUGGCACUGAUUAUGUUCUUCAAGGGCCAUGGCUGGGUUUGAAUACACGUGAUGGAAAGAAGGAAAGUUUGAACAAACUGAUUGUGCCAUCGUCAGCCAAUCAUAUCGAAAAAAUACCCGUCUGGCUUAUUUCUCCGUCUUGCUGUACGAUCACCAGCUCACCUAUCUUCACUGUAGCGGGAUCAACACUCCGAGUAUGCUGUGCUUACUGCCCGCUGCGUGUGAUUACUGUUACGCCAUACAUGGUCAUGCUGCCUCCUUGGCACCUUUUCAUCAAAGGUACUACUGCCCACUGGUUGUGACGUACGUAUCUCCAGCUUGGAUAGUAAUCUGGUCACCAAUGGAUGCAUCGUGCACGUGAGUGUGCAUUUGUGUGUGUGUAUAUGUAUGUGUCAUGUGUGCAAGAUUGACUGCCACGUCGCUGUUGUUCCCGUGCUCUUGACAGCAAUGCUGUGUGCUGUUGCUGCUGCUGUUUUCACGUACCACCGUGUGCCGCUUUGCGUGUCUGUACCACCAGUGUGAACUUUACGAUGCAAUGCACUUGUGCUUGUGCCUGCUGGCUCGCUUGCAUCCCUACUUGAGUAUAAUAUGACUUGAUAUCAUGACGUACACUCAUCAGCACCAUCACUAUAACCACUAACGCUGUCAGCAUCAGCAGCAUCACUAUAACCACUAACACUGUCAGCAUCAGCAGCAUCAGCCCGUUGAUUUCCAGCCAGCGAGAUGACUGAUGCUAUCGAUGUACUGGCCUUGAAACCCACCGUCUCCAACAUAGCUCCUUUUUUAUCGCAUUCUCAGGAUUAUACCACCCUUCAGCUGUUUUCUUAUCGCAACUGCCUGUAAACACAUGCGUUUGUUUGCAUUUUGCUGAGCGUGGCAUCUGUCUGUGCCCCUGAUCAUAUGAACAAUGGCUGACCCAUGCUGGGUUUCCAAGACAAAUUUUUUUAAUACUAUUGCGAGUGCUCCAGUGCUGAGUAUUUGCGUCGCUGUCAUAUGUCUCUCGGUGUACUAGUACGAGUACUAUGCAUAUCACAUUUUGUUUUUAUCCCCUAUCUAACGGUUAGCGCAUCCCAUUUCUUACUCAUCCGUGUUUUGUUGGCUGGCUUGGUAGUGUUUGACUGGUUUCAGCCGGUGUGCUUUUAUUAUUAUUCUUAUCAUCACAAUACUCAGUGUACCAUUUUUUGUGUUUGUGCGUUCAGUCGCUCUCCAGUUGUCCGCAUCAUCCUUUCUACGAUUUUUACUCUGUUACAGUCUAUUGAGUGUUUGGCAGUCCGUGCAACUACACAGGGUCUCUGUUGCAGUAUUUUCCGUUUUAUCAGUGAAUCUCUCCGUCGCCGAAGUGUGUCAAUAUC
Molecule: messenger RNA, 2881 nt
Organism: Sycon ciliatum
Lineage: Eukaryota; Metazoa; Porifera; Calcarea; Leucosolenida; Sycettidae
Product: transcriptional adapter 2-beta-like
Exons: 19
Coding region: 189-1571 (460 amino acids)
Biological process (GO): chromatin remodeling; regulation of transcription by RNA polymerase II
Cellular component (GO): nucleus; SAGA-type complex
Molecular function (GO): transcription coactivator activity; chromatin binding; zinc ion binding
Source: RefSeq, a predicted model, not a curated record